GGUUAAUUGGGAGUCUUAAAUAAUACACAUGCACAUAGUUGAUUGCUUAGCUAUCAUCAAUGAAAGAGAUGCUCCCUCAAAGGGUUCUCCCAAUUUGCACGUGUCAAUUUUUUUGUUUGAGCUUUUGGUUUUUGUAAUAGGAACAUUCGGGGACAGUGCACAGGGGGGCAGUGCGAGAAGCCUGCUACCAGUUUCGGGAAUCAACAGUCAUGGGGUUUGCUGUCAACAAAUAUCGUAAUGGGUACCCUUCCUGUUGGGGAGAUCACGUCAUGCCAAGGGCCGCCCUCAUCUAUCUGUGCAGUGUAAAAAAAUGAAUGUUAGAAAAAAACGAAUGUGAGACCUGCAAAUCAAAGAGGGUUCAUCAAGGAGGUUUGGCUUGAGUGGGCGGUGUUACAUAUUUGCAACCAAGGUGUGACUGUUAUUCACUUGUGGAGAAAACCUGCUUACAGGCAUCCUAAGCGCUUAGGAGUGCAGUGUUCAGACAGCUCCUCUUGUCCAUGGGUCUGGUUGCUUGGAACUAUGAAAGAGAUGGCCACAAUACUGUUUGCUCAUCAAAUCUUUCUGGUCCUCUCUUUGUCACUAUCGCAAAAUGCUCAGGGUGAAUCUCUCACUCUGUCACAGUACCCAACAACCAUAAAGAAGAACUAUGGGGAAUCAGCUACCAUUUACUGUGCGCUAUCAAAGGUAAACUUCACUGAUGACAUGGGCCUGGUGUGGUACAAGUAUAUAUCGGGGAAUCCAAUCAAGGUUGGAGAAAUCCGUUUGAAGACCAGUAACAUAUCUGCUAAAGACCAAAUUCAAUUGUUCUGGAACUUUGACACGAACAUAGCGCAAAUGUCAAUUCAGCAACUGAAGAAGAAUGACUCUGGAACGUAUGGUUGUGAACUGCUUUCAGUUGCAGAUAUUGUUAACAUCAAGAAAGCAAAUAAAACAAACAUCACUGUUAUCUUUACAGAAGGACAGCAGAAUGCUUCAGAACAAAAAAACAGUACAAAAAAUGUCACAGAGUUAUCAAAAAAAGGCAAAAUUGAGAUAAUCGUUGCAGCAGUGAUAGCUGCUUUUGUCAUCAUCUGUAUAUUAAUUUUCAUUUUAAUCAGAUACCGACCAAAAAAACAAGAUCCUGAUCCCAGUCCCCCAACAGCAGAUGCCGAGUGUCAGAAGCCAAAUGAUCGUAUCUCCACGGUGUUCUCCAUUGACUAUGCUGUACUACAGGUCCCUGGGAAAAAUAUCAGACAGAAUCUAACAACUUCUGUUGCCUCUGAUGAUUCGUACUAUGCUACGAUUAUAUUUGCCCCUGAGUAGCAAACUGCAAGUGUGGAGAAAAUCACCAUUGAUUUCAGUGUUUGCUUUGUUGACUGCCUAGCUUUGUGAGGUCUUAGACAUCACAUUACAUAAUCACAUCACCUACGUCUGAAGAAGGGUUUCGGCCUGAAACGUCACCUAUUUCCUUCGCUCCAUGCUGCACCCGCUGAGUUUCUCCAGCAUUUUUGUGUACCUACAUUUAUAUUCUCUUUUACUCAAUGUCACAACUUAGGCCAAAAGUAGGUCUAUGACCACUGGGUGAAAAAAAAAACCUAGGCCAUUUAAUCCAAAAUAAAAAAUACUGGAAUAAGUCGGCAGAUCAGGCAACAUUUGCGGAACGAAAAACCGAUUUAGUAUUUCAUGUUGAAGCAUCCAUCUGAAUGAGGUGAUCCUGGAGGGAUGAGGGAGAAUUGAGAAGAUACAGGAAUUUCAUGCUGGAUUCUUCAGUACAGCUUCAAGAUAAUCUGAUUGAAACAUCAUUCACUCGCAGCCAGAUGGAACAACAACCAGCUCUACCGCCACCAACCUUCCCCUUCUUUGGCGCUGAUUGUACUCUAAACUUUGCUCGUGUUGGUCAUGCUCUCAGAGAAUGGGUGCUGGAUUAAAAUCCCCAUUGAUAACACUGUACAUAUUUCUAGUGCCUCCAAACAUGAAUGGCAUUUUCAUGUAGCACUCUGAAAUAUUUAAAAUAUUCUUCUGUUAAUCUGAGGGCCUAUUAGUUUGUAGUGGAUAUUUGUUACUUUACAAUGCCAUAGCACAUUCAGAUGAUUUAUAGAAUAAUACUGGGCAUGUACAUGCACUUUGUAAGCUGGAAGAUGGUGCUCUGAAUUUCAACAUUGAUAUCUCAGGUGCUCACACUUUUUUUUAAAAAAGGAUGUGACUAAAUAACAGUGUAAUUGAAUCGUCAAUUAAUGCAGUUUAUCGUAAAAACAAGGAACUGUAGAUGCCAGUUUACAAAAAUGGCCACUAAGUGCUGGAGUAACUCUACGAAACAACACUUUUGUGUCGUUUUUUUAGUUACUUCAGCACGCUGUGUCUUUUAAUGCAGUUUGCAGUUAGGCUAUUUUAUAGUGGGCCUGGAUCCUGGUUCUGAGAAUAGCUGUAGUUCUUCUAUAAAAAUGUAUUCAUUAACAUGCCCAACAAAGCCAUGUUUACAUUUUACCUCAAGCUUCAAGGGGAAAGCAUAGGAAUAAUAUCAUAACAAAGAUACAUCAUAAUGUAUCAAGAUGUAUUAAGAAGUAAAUAAUGAUAUAAGUACUCAUCCACAAAAUAGACUUAAUUAAUUAAGAAAUGUUCUGGAUAUUCCAUGGAUUGCAGCAAUUCCCUUCGCAAAAUAAUAUAAACCCAAUACUGUUUAUACAAAAUCCUGCAGCAGUGUGGAGCUCCCUCUAAGGACUUUCCUGAGCAUUUGCUGUUCCUAAACAUACUUGGGAAGAAUACUUGAGGACAGGUGGGUACAUCCUACCCAGCACAGACCUACAUAGACCUAAGAGCUACUGCCUUACAGCGCCAGUGACUAGGGUUCAAUCCUGACUAUGGUUGCUUGUCUGUCUGGAGUUUGUACGUUCUUCCCAUAACCUGUGUAGGUUUUCUCCGAGAUCUUCGGUUUCCACCCACAUUCUAGAUGUACAUUUUUGCAGGUUAAUUGGCUUGGCAUAAAUGUAAAAUUGUCCCCAGUGUGUGUAGGAUAGUGUUAGUGUGUGGGGAUCACUAGUCGGUGUGAUCUUGGUGGGCUGAAGAGCCUGUUUCCACGCUGUAUCUCUAAACUAAACUAAACUAAACAUAUGACAUGACCCUCAGCCACCAUCAGCGCACAUUGGAAAUUCAUGCACACAAAGUCUUUGAACUGGCCAAUGCUCAAAAGGUUGGGCACAACUUGCACUUUUCUAAACUGCCGCUCUGGUACUGUGGGUUCCUGCAGAGAACCCAUGUCAGAAAAAAAGUCAUCAUCACUGUUAACAACUGUGUGACUGCACUUUUGCUGUUCUGUUGUAAUUGAAAUGUCUCAUAAUACAACAGCAAGAACUUAUAUUGCAUUGCUGAUUAAUAUUUAUAAAUUAAAAAUAUAUAAAAAAUGCUUCCGAUUGCAUUGGGUGGCAUGGUGAUGCAGCGGUAGAAUUGCUGCCUUAUAGCGUCAAAGACCUGGGUUCGAUCCCGACUAGGGGUUCUGUCUGUAUGGAGUUUGUACAUUCUCCCCAUGACCUGCGUGGGUUUUCUCCGAGAUCUUUAGUUUCCUCCCACUUUCCAAAGAUGCACAGGUCUGUAGGUUAAUUGGCUUGGUAUAAAUGUAAAUUGUCCCUAGUGUGUGUAGGAUAGGGUUAAUGUGCAGGGAUCGUUGGUCGGUGCGGACUUCGGUGAGCCGAAGGGCCUGUUUCCGCACUGUAUCUCUAAACUAAACUAGUAAUUCUUAAAAGCACAUGUUAAUUUUGAUAAUUACUUCAACACAUUAUUUGUGGCAUGGGUCACAAUAUGAUUAAACUUUAGACACUGUAACAGAAUACUCUGUUCAUGGACAUCAGCAAUCUAUUCAGUGAGUAUGAUUAAUAAGGAGAUAUCCCAUGACCAGAUAAUAACAUGUUCACUUUAAUAAAAGUACAUAUUGAAAUUGGUUCACAAGUUUAUGAAAAUGUGAGAGGUCCAGAUCUAGAGAUCCUUGUUUUUGGAAAAGGGCAGAUCUGAAGACUAAUGGCGCACAUUUCAGUUCCCUGAGUCUUACAUGAAGCACUUUGCUCUGCUUGGAAGUUAUUAGAUACGAAUGACUUUUCACAACCCACCAGUCCUGGCAUUUCAUUAAACCUUGGAAGAUUGCACCAAGUGAGAAAUGUAUGUAAAUAAAACAAAGCCUAUUUAUUAAAUACUCUGUUGUGAAAAUGCUGAUGCACCAAUCUUAACACUUUCCAUCAUUAAAUUUAUUUGAGAUGCAAAUCUUUUUUCUCCAUGGUGUUUUAUUUAUCUGUUCAUGCUACUAUAAGACCAGAAGACAGAGGAGCAGAAUUAGGCCAUUCAGCCCAUCGAGUCUACACCACCAUUUGAACUUGGAUGAUCAAUCUCCUGCCUUCUCUUCAUAACCUUCGACGCCUUUACUAAUCAAGAGCCUAUCAAUCUCCGCUUUGGUAUUGGCAAUACUUGCAUUUAUCCUAAUGUGUAGGUAGGAACUGUAGAUGCUGGUUUAAACCUAACAUAGACACAAAAUGCUGGAGUAACUCAGCGGGACAGGCAGCAUCUCUGGAGAGAAUGAAUGGGUGACGAAUGGAAACAUCACCCAUUCCUCCUCUCCAGCGAUGCUGCCUGUCCCACUGAGUUACUCCAGUAUUUUGGGUCUAUCUUGCAUUAAUCCUACAUCUCUAAUCUUCCUUAAAGUGAGGAGGCAGUUAAGAUUUAAUCAUGUAGGUGGAUCUGGACAUUCAGACUCGGCUGCGUAUGAAGAGCUACUUUGCUUUCCUGAAGAAAAUUAGCAACGGGCUUUAGAAUAGUCAAUCAGCUUUGUGGUUUGUUGUCCUGGCAACUCCAGGUUUAACUAAUUCCUUGACUUUAAAUUCCCCAACUUUUCUCAUGGGAUCUGCACUAACGUCUCUGGAUCAAUUGUCCAGAGUCAUGGCGUGGAUCCAGCA
Molecule: messenger RNA, 4913 nt
Organism: Leucoraja erinaceus (little skate)
Lineage: Eukaryota; Metazoa; Chordata; Chondrichthyes; Rajiformes; Rajidae
Product: programmed cell death protein 1-like
Exons: 5
Coding region: 520-1302 (260 amino acids)
Biological process (GO): positive regulation of T cell apoptotic process; negative regulation of immune response
Cellular component (GO): external side of plasma membrane; membrane
Source: RefSeq, a predicted model, not a curated record